AAACCAGCCUCAGUUGUUCUCAUGAAUCCAGGAAUGUUUUUUUUUUUUUUUUUUCCUAUCAUGGCUCUGUGUUUUUUAGAGAGGGACUUUUUCUCUGUCAUCGCUUCGGUUUGAUUUAGAUCCUGCUGGAAUGGUGCGGAACGGAGCGCACAGUGGAGUUAAUGCGCACACACCAAAGAAGAUAAGCUCGCUUUUUGUAAAAUAAAAAUACCUAAUUGGUUAUAUUUCACCAGAAAUGAUGAGAUCUUUGAAUAUAAUCGGUACUUAAUGUUUUGUGGUUGGUUUUAAUCCUGGAGACCUCAUGGAUGUGAUGAGCCAGAUGUAGUUUUCCUGGCUGCGCGCCUCGCUGUGUUUGUCUGCGCCAGACUCCAAGUCGCAUCAACAGUCUGUGAACACAUAACAAAUGGCUCCUGGGACUGAAACAGCUUAAAAAACUGCUGCUGAGCUCAGAUCGCAGGAAGAACGAGGUCUCCAAGCUGUGCGCCACCUGGGUUCAUUUCUGGCGCAACAGAACGCAAAGCGCGCAGAGAUGCGGCGUCGGAUCUGCGUCCUGCUGCUGCUGCAUCUGGUUCUGGUACCAGCCGGGCCAGCAGAGACCACCAGGGUUCGGAAGAAAACCCCUAAGAGCCGGCCUUGUCUGGACCUGCCGGAGGAGAUCCUGGAGCAGAUGUUCGGGCGGCUUUCUGUGGGGGUGAUGGGGGCCUUCCACCACGCGCUGGAGCUGGAGCCCCGCGGGAAACUCAACCUCACGUGUCCGACAGCAGCGCUGAGGAGAACCGACAGCAACACGCGCCUCCCGGCCAACCUGCGGAGCAUCUCCCCCUGGGCUUACAGGCUCUCCUACGAACCGAACCGAUAUCCCCGCUACAUCCCUGAGGCCUACUGCCUGUGUAAAGGCUGCCUGUUUGGGCCGUACAGGGAGGAGAGCCAGCAGUACCGCAGCGUUCCCGUCUACGCUCCCACCGUCAUCCUCAGGAGAUCCGGCUCCUGCGUCGGUGGACGCCACUCCUACUCUGAGAUCUACGUCUCUGUGGCCGUGGGAUGCACCUGCGUGCCAAUGAUGGAGAAGAAACGAGACAGUCAGAGCAGCAACAGGAGCCUAGAGGGACCAAAGCCCAAAGCUAGACAGAUUUUCUCUGCUGGGAAGAAAGACUGAAGGAGAGCAUCAGUCCUUUGAUGGACAUGCUUUUUAAAGUAAUGGUACUUGACUUCUGUUCAACUCAACAUACUCUAAACUCAAUUAUUGGACGUAAUAAUUACCCCCAGGAGGACUAUAUUUAUUAAUUCCGACCCAACUGGU
Cyprinodon variegatus (sheepshead minnow) is the source of this 1300-nucleotide messenger RNA. RefSeq names its product interleukin 17D (gene il17d). The coding region runs from base 530 to 1156 and encodes 208 amino acids. The transcript has 2 exons. Gene Ontology annotation, cellular component: extracellular region. The record is from RefSeq and is a predicted model, not a curated record. Gene Ontology annotation, biological process: inflammatory response. Gene Ontology annotation, molecular function: cytokine activity. Lineage: Eukaryota; Metazoa; Chordata; Actinopteri; Cyprinodontiformes; Cyprinodontidae.